This is a messenger RNA of Striga asiatica, 1632 nucleotides long. Lineage: Eukaryota; Viridiplantae; Streptophyta; Magnoliopsida; Lamiales; Orobanchaceae. The record is from the annotation of a GenBank genome assembly.
AUGGAAAACGAGACAUUGCGGAAGAUGCUGGAUAAAAUUAAAGCCCGUAGGAAAAAUAGGUCGAAACAACGGCCAGAAAAUGUUGGUGAACGAAAAAGGAAAACUGAUACUCUGAGUAAGCAAACUGAAAGAAAGAAGCCAAAAUUAACCUAUGAAAUAAAAGAAGAAGGGGGAUUCUUAAAUAGAGUUUCCCCUCUAGCGUUGUACAAAUUUUUCAAAGACUUGGAUGACCGACAGAAAGAAGAUGUGAAGAGUGUAGGUUUUGGUCAUCUUCUCGACAUGAAGAUUACACAAAUUGCGCCACCAAAUCUUUGUUAUUACUUGGUCACACAGUACAGGUAUGCCAGUAACACUCUCAUUCUCCGCGGUAAUAGAGAGAUGAAUAUUACCGCAGAAGAUGUUGAGGCUGUUCUGGGCCUACCGAGAGGACCAAAAGAGGUCAUUGAGGGAGAUUGGUAUGACAAAGAUGAACAAUAUAAUAAGAUGCUUGGGGAUUUCAGGGAGACCUUUGGUUUUAAGCGUACGGCUGGAGCUCCAACAGCCAAAAAGCUGGUGCAAUAUUUAACUGGAAAGGACGUUGAGAGAGGACAGAGAGUCUAUGGAGAUGACUUUAAAAGAAUUUUUGUGAUUGCUGUGGUGUCCCUAUUUCUCUGGAGAAAUAGGGGCCAAGAAUGCAAGUUUAGAUUGCUCCAAUCGUUGCGAAAACCGUCUGACAUCAUCAAUUACAAUUGGUGCCAGUAUGUGUUACAAGCUCUUUCUGAAUCGGUGAAGAUGUGGAAUGAAAGUGGUGGAGAGGCCCAUUUUAAUGGUCCACUCACUUUCUUGGUAGUAUGCUAUCUGGACAGGGUCCAGUUUAUGAACAAGACUUAUGUGCCCCGGAAAUUCCCUGCUAUUGCUUAUUGGACAAAUCAAGCAAUUUUCAAGAGAGUUAGGGAAGAGCAGAGUGGCCAGGGUUUUGGGAUGGGGUCAAUACUUGAUCCCAUCAAACCACCAAGAGAUGGAGCGGAUCAAGCAGCCACAUUAGCUGAUGAACAUGUGGUCGAGCAAGAAAAUUUGGUUGAAAGGUUUGAAAGAGCUAUGACAAAUAUAGCACCAUUCGUGUCUGAAGUUCGAGAGGUGUGUGAAAGGGCAAAGAGCUCGGAUUUGGGUGCUGCCCUCAUUAUUCAUCAUGCACUUCAGAACCAUGCAUCAGUUAUCAUGAAAGUCGCACAAGGUGUUAUUGAUGUGCAAACAAAUGAAGGAAUUGAUGAUGAAAUGGGUUUUGAUGGACAGGAGCAGGAAGAAGAUGCAGAAAAUGAGGAUGAGGAGUCAAUUCAUGUAGAGGUUGGGGAUGAUGUUUUGGUGCAAGAACAAGAAGGAAUUGAAAAUGAAGUGGCAAAUGAUCGAGAGGAACAGGAACAGGAACAAGAACAAGAACAGAAUGGAGAAAAUGAGGAAGAGAAAGAGGAUGAUGAUGUGGAAAGAAAUGAAGGAAUUGAGACUGAAAUGGCAACUGAUGGACAACAAGAAGCACAUGAUGCAGGAAUUCAAUCUAUUUUGUCAGAUAUUUUCAAUGAAUAUGGGGAUGGACAAGGCAGUAAUAAGGAAGUGGAUGAGGAUGAUGUUGUGGUGCAAGAACGGGAAGGAAUUUAG